AUGGGGCCUGACGCUCUUACCACCUCCAAGCCGAAACAGUGCUCCGAAGCCAUAUGGAAAGAUCCAGAAGUCGUGGAGGGCUACCGCUCUGCGGAAAAGGUGACCAUUGCUUUUGCUAGGUCGUUGGUCGAGCAAUCAGGUAUCUUAUCCAUUCGGAAUGAGGAGGAACCACUGUCUAUACUGGACAAUGCUUGCGGGACAGGGGCAGUCUCGGCCGUUUUGCAUGAGAUGCUUCCUGAUUGGAAGACCGGGUGCAAGUGGACGUUGACAUGUGCAGACCUGUCUGAGGCAAUGAUCAAUGUGGUCAAGGAAAAGAUAGAAGCUGAAGGAUGGGAAAACACCGACGCUGCAGUCGUGGAUAUGCAGGAGACCGGGUUGCCGGCUAACAGUUACACUCAUGUGUUUGCUGCUUUUGGUUAG
Trichophyton rubrum CBS 118892 is the source of this 420-nucleotide messenger RNA. RefSeq lists its product as uncharacterized. The record is from RefSeq and is a predicted model, not a curated record. NCBI's taxonomy places the organism in Eukaryota, Fungi, Ascomycota, Eurotiomycetes, Onygenales, Arthrodermataceae. The coding region runs from base 1 to 420 and encodes 139 amino acids. The transcript has a single exon.